UUUUGAGGACGAAAUUUAUCAUCAAAGCAAGCUUUUGUUGACAAUGACUGCAUUAAGGUGGUGACAGCUGUAGAAAAUAUAUUAUCACUACCGUAUAUUAAUGAGGCACUUAUGAUAAAUUGAUAAUUUGGGGGUUUAAUUAAUGGAAAACAAUGAUGACAUCAAAAGUAAUCAGGGAGUGGUUGGCGGAGUACAAGGUGCUGUCUAAAGAAGAGCUCCAUAGUUACGCUGCAUCCAUCUGUCACAAUGGAGAGUUGAUAUCUAGUCUGAAUUCACUGUUUGAAGAACGCCCAGAACCGGAGAUUCUUGACCCAGUGUGUCAUCAGUUAUUUGAGUUUUACAGAUCCAGUGAAAAAGAACUGCAAAGAUUUUCCCUAGAGCUGGUUUCCUCACUUAUUUGGUUGUACCUGGCUUGUGUUAGCAGUGGAGAAAAAUCAAAAUGUGGCGGAGUAGAAGCAUUCCUUUUAGCUGUUUACAAUUUGGAGAUAUGCAAUCCUGAUGGUUCGCCCAAAGUAAAGACAUCUAGAAUUCCUGUAUUUUCCCAGCAUUCAAUAUACCACGAGCCGCAGACCUUAAGCUGUGCACCAUUAUCCGAAUCAUUGUUGCUGAGAUUUAAUGCGGAACAGACAGUGUACCAAGAUGGCCCCCAUCCCCAGUAUGAGUCCAUCAAUGGUCAGAAUCGGCACAGCAUCUUGGCGUACCUACUACAGUGUUACCAUAACAAUAUCUCCACCUUGUCGGCACGAUCUCAUAAAACAUUCUGCAAAAUGUGCUCCAGGAUAGUGACUACAGGCUUUCAUACACUGAUGCAAGUAGAUGAUGACGAUGAUGUCAUAAGAACGAACACGGCAAACCUUACUGAUUAUUCGCAACAUACGAGUCGGAGUGGAGAGCUCAGUCCAAGAAUCAGCGUCAGUCCAGCGUUACUUAUUGAUAUGCUGUCCUGUUUAUAUUACAUCAUGUUUAAUGGCCAGGCAGGACCAGGGGCUCAAGCUAUAGUUGAUAUCCAUUACAGAGCUUGUUAUGAGCUUUUCUCUGAUGUUAUGCUUGUAACAAAUGCAAUAAGGAACUCGUUGAGGGAGAAUCCUAGCGGACAGCCAGAUGAUGGACCAAUUGGUUUGAGCCUCGCUUUGUCACCAGCAUCAUCAAACUAUACUCUAUCCAAAACUGCAAUAACCAAUGCCUCUUUUAGAGCCAAGAAAUUACCAGAUGAUAUACCUGUCCAGUUAGAUGAAACUGGCAAAUUGCCAACAAUCACUGAAGAUGAUGCGGCAGCGAAGCCGAAAUUUACCAAAGCUAAACAAAUGAAGAAGGAAAAGGGAGAGAAAGCUAAAAAUAAAGACAAAGAGUCGAGAAAUAUGAAUAAUUCUAUAAGCAGCGUGGAGAUGGCCAUAGAUAGUGUGCAAGUUGCUCAUGCCAGAGGUGGGCAAAGAAGUAGUCUUGACACAAUAGAAUUGACCUCGUUUAACAAAGGGAAAGAAAAUGACUUGAAUUCGUCACCGCACACGGGCAAACAUAGUUCACCAAAUGUCAAAUCAACUAGCGGAUUAAAGACUAGUAUAUCAAAUAAAGAUAUUAAGAAUACGAAAAUGUCAAGUGGUCACACCCGUACACAUUCCGGCGGGUCUUCGGCCGGUUCCGAAAAUUACAGCACCGAUUUAUAAAUAAUUUUU
This is a messenger RNA of Ruditapes philippinarum (Manila clam), 1673 nucleotides long. Its product is annotated as hyccin-like. Gene Ontology annotation, cellular component: plasma membrane. The record is from RefSeq and is a predicted model, not a curated record. The transcript is spliced from 11 exons. Gene Ontology annotation, biological process: protein localization to plasma membrane; phosphatidylinositol phosphate biosynthetic process. NCBI's taxonomy places the organism in Eukaryota, Metazoa, Mollusca, Bivalvia, Venerida, Veneridae. The coding region runs from base 153 to 1664 and encodes 503 amino acids.